Messenger RNA from Dovyalis caffra, 1458 nucleotides. The record is from the annotation of a GenBank genome assembly. Lineage: Eukaryota; Viridiplantae; Streptophyta; Magnoliopsida; Malpighiales; Salicaceae.
AUGGCAGAGACACACAAGAAACCCCAUGCCAUCUUCAUACCCUACCCUCUUCAAGGCCAUGUCAUCCCAGCAGUUCCCCUUGCCAUCAAGCUUGCAUCUCAAGGUUUCACCAUCACCUACAUCAACACCGAGGCCAUCCAUCACCAAACUUCCAAGGCUGAGCCUAAUACGGAACCCGACGUCUUCACCAAGGUCCGAGAAUCAGGGCUUGAUAUUCGGUACAAAACUGUAUCCGACGGGCUUCCUGUUGGGUUCGACCGGUCGUUGAACCAUGACCAGUACAUGGAAGCCCUACUCCAUGUGCUUUCGGCCCAUGUGGAUGAGGUGGUGGGCCAGAUUGUAAAGUCUGAUGACAGUGUUCGAUGUUUGAUCGCCGAUACCUUUUUUGUAUGGCCAUCAAAGAUUGCAAAGAAGUUUGGUUUGCUGUAUGUUUCGUUUUGGACAGAACCGGCUUUGGUGUUCUCCUUGUAUUAUCAUAUGGAUCUUCUAAGGAUAAAUGGUCAUUUUGGUUGUCAAGAUUGCCGUGAGGACAGCAUAGAUUACAUACCAGGAGUGAAGUCAAUAGAACCCAAAGACAUGACAUCGUAUCUUCAAGAGACAGAUACAACUUCCGUUUGCCAUCAAAUUAUUUUCAGUGCUUUCAACGACACUAAAAAUGCAGAUUUUGUUUUAUGCAACACGGUGCAAGAACUUGAAGCCGAGACUUUGUCAGCUCUACAAGCCAAAAUGGCCUUCUAUGCAAUUGGACCCAUUUUCCCCGAGGGCUUCACCAAGAGCUUUGUGGCCACUAGCCUGUGGUCCGAGUCUGAUUGCACCCAGUGGCUUGACAAGAAGCCUCAUGGCUCCGUCUUGUAUGUUUCAUUUGGUAGCUACGCACAUGUUACGAAAGAGAACCUUGAACAGAUCGCAAAUGGGCUCUCUCUUAGCAAUGUGAGUUUUGUUUGGGUGCUUCGGCCUGAUAUUGUGAGCUCUGAUGAUGCUCAUCCCCUGCCUGAUGGAUUUGAGGAAGAGGUUGCUGACCGUGCGAUCAUCAUACCUUGGUGCAGUCAAAGAGCAAUGUUGGCUCACCCUGCGGUUGGAGGGUUCUUGACACAUUGUGGAUGGAAUUCCGUACUUGAAAGUAUAUGGUGUGAAGUUCCUUUAUUGUGUUUUCCUUUGCUGACUGAUCAAUUCACUAAUAGGAAAUUAGUGGUUGAUGACUGGAAGAUAGGGAUUAAUCUGAGUGAUAGAAAGUUGGUCACUAAAGAGGAAGUUUCUAGCAAUAUUAACCGUUUGAUGAGUGGAAAAUCAGGGGACGAAUUGAAGAACACAAUCACGGAGGCGAAGAAAACGUUAGAAAAUGCCUUGUCACCCAAUGGAUCGUCAGAGAAAAAUAUGGUUCAGUUCAUCAAGGACCUAAAGACGAAGAUAAGUGAAAAGACGGACGAACCAAACAGAUCCAUAUGCAACGGCAAGUAA